GCCCUCUGAUUCAGAUAUAGACAUAACGAGGUUCUAAUAGCGCUCUUCCUCGUUGGCGUAGAUCUCUGUUCUGCUGCCUCUGAUGGAGAACAAGAAGCUGACCAUCCCCGGGAGAGAGGACUGCAUCGACGUCGCUCCCGGCUUCCAGUUCUUCGCCACCAGAAGGAUGUACUACAGCGGGGGCAGCUGGUACCGGCCCCAGUCCAGCCACGCCGCCCUGCUGGACAAGUACUGGACCAAGGUGCCGGUGGGCAACAUGCCCCGCGAGGAGCUGAAGAAGGUACUGACCUCCAGGUACUCCGGCCUCACGGUGGUGGCAGACCGCCUGCUGGACAUCUACUGCCAGCUGACCGGGGAGCGCCACGCCGACCUGGACCCCGUCCGGCCCGGGAGCCCCCCCGCGCCCCUGGAGGACGCCCCCCCGCAGACCCGGACCGAGGACCGGACCUCGGCGCUGGAGGGGCGGGCCCUGUCGCUACGGGACCUCCUGAAGUGGUGCGAGAGGAUCAGCAGCGACUUCGACAGCUCCUCCUCUGCCACGGCUCAGCGCGUCUUCCAGGAGGCCCUGGACUGCUUCACGGCGAUGCUGUCCCGCUCGGACAGCCGGCUGCGGAUGGCCGAGGUCAUCGGGAGCAAGCUCAACAUCUCCAAGGAAAAGGCGCAGCAUUCGUCCAGAUGUACCAGCCCGGGAUCUCCCUGGAGGAGCUGGAGGUGUCUGUGGGCCGCGUCACGCUGGAGCGCAAGCAGAGCCCCCUGGUGCAGAUCUCUGUGGAGAACCAGACGUUCGCGGCCACGCGCCCGUCGGCGGUGUGCUGGGAGCAGCUGGCCGUGUGCGUGAACCAGGGGGAGCCGGUGCUGCUGGUGGGGGGAGACGGGCACCGGGAAGGGACCUCCACCGUCCAGUACCUGGCCGGCAUCACAGGACACAAGCUGAGGGUGGUGAACAUGAACCAGCAGAGCGAUACCGCCGACCUGCUGGGAGG
This is a messenger RNA of Gadus morhua (Atlantic cod), 983 nucleotides long. RefSeq names its product midasin-like. Bases 83 to 838 code for a protein of 251 amino acids. Gene Ontology annotation, cellular component: nucleus; preribosome, large subunit precursor. The record is from RefSeq and is a predicted model, not a curated record. The transcript has 8 exons. Gene Ontology annotation, biological process: ribosomal large subunit export from nucleus; ribosomal large subunit assembly. Lineage: Eukaryota; Metazoa; Chordata; Actinopteri; Gadiformes; Gadidae.